Molecule: messenger RNA, 2093 nt
Organism: Quercus lobata
Lineage: Eukaryota; Viridiplantae; Streptophyta; Magnoliopsida; Fagales; Fagaceae
Product: transcription factor E2FB-like
Exons: 14
Coding region: 258-1655 (465 amino acids)
Biological process (GO): regulation of transcription by RNA polymerase II
Cellular component (GO): RNA polymerase II transcription regulator complex
Molecular function (GO): protein dimerization activity; RNA polymerase II cis-regulatory region sequence-specific DNA binding; DNA-binding transcription factor activity, RNA polymerase II-specific
Source: RefSeq, a predicted model, not a curated record
CCUUUGUUUCCCUCGUUUUCUGCUCUCUUUUCUCUCUCCCGCUUUUUUAUUUUCUUUCAUUCCAAACACCUUCUCUCUCAGAUCCCUACCCACUCUUCCUCUCCUUUCCCUCCAAUUCCUUUCAUUUUCGCUUUCCCUCUCAAUUCCCUCCAACUCUCCACAACUCACGAGCUAAUUGCUCUUUUUUCCUCUUUCUUACAAAACCCUCAAACCCCAUAGCCCCGACUCGGCUCGAUCGAUCUUCAACCGGGCUCUCGAUGUCGGGUCUGCAAGCUCCGAACCGGUCGUCGCAGCCACAGAUGGGUCAGAUCAUGCAGCAGCCGCUGAGGAGGCAGCUUCCGUUCUCGUCUUUGAAGCCGCCGUUCGCUGCUCCAGCUGACUAUCACCGCUUCUCUGAUCCUCGCCGCGGUGGUGCUGCCGAUCACGAUGUUGAGGCCGAGGCCAUCGUCGUUAAGCCUCUCCAAUUAAAGCGGAAGAGUGAGACAGCAGAUUAUGAAGCUGACUCUAGUGAUAGAACAACUGUUCCAGGAUUCACUGAAGUAAUUAAUAGUUCCCUACAGACACCUGUAUCAGUAAAAGGGGGAAAGGCAAACAAAACAUCAAGGCUUACGAAGUGCAAUAAGUCUGGACCUCAAACUCCAGUUUCAAAUGUUGGUUCUCCUUCUGGCAAUAAUCUCACUCCAGCUGGUCCUUGUCGUUAUGAUAGCUCUCUUGGUCUCUUGACAAAGAAGUUCAUCAAUUUGAUCAAACAUGCUGAAGAUGGUAUUCUUGAUCUAAAUAAGGCUGCCGAAACUUUAGAGGUUCAAAAGAGGAGGAUAUAUGAUAUAACAAAUGUCCUGGAAGGAAUUGGUCUCAUAGAGAAGAAGCUCAAAAACAGAAUUCAGUGGAAGGGACUUGAUGUCUCAAGGCCAGGAGAGGUUGAUGAAAACUAUUCCAGUUUACAGGCAGAAGUUGAAAACCUUUCCAUUCAAGAGCACAGAUUAGAUGAUCAAAUAAGAGAAAUGCAAGAACAAUUGAGGGACCUGAGUGAAAAUGAGAACAAUCAAAAGUGGCUUUUUGUCACUGAAGAAGACAUCAAGGGCUUACCCUGCUUCCAGAAUGAAACAUUAAUUGCAAUUAAAGCUCCUCAUGGCACCACUCUGGAAGUCCCGGAUCCUGAUGAGGCUGUUGACUAUCCCCAAAGGAGGUACAGGGUAGUCCUAAGAAGCACAAUGGGUCCAAUAGAUGUUUACCUUGUCAGUCAAUUUGAAGAGAAAUUUGAGGAGAUUGAGGCACCUUCAGACUUCCUGCCUAGUUCAGGGCUUAAUGAGAACUCAUCAACGGCAGUGGUCACUGAGGAGAGCAGAGGAAAGGAGAUUGAAAUGCAGGGACAAGAUGCUGAGACACUCUGCUCAGAUCUUAAUGCCUCUCAGGACUUUGUGAGUGGAAUUAUGAAGAUUGUUCCAUCAGAUGUUGAUAGUGAUGCAGAUUACUGGCUUUUAUCAGAUGCUGAUGUUAGCAUCACAGAUAUGUGGAGAACAGAACCGGGGGUAGAAUGGAACGACUUGAGUACACUUCAUGAAGAUUAUGCCAUGGCUAAUAUUGGCAUACCACAGCCCCAGACUCCACCAUCGAAUGCAACUGAAGGGCCUCCUGCUAACUCUACCAGAAGUUGAGACCUUGGAAAGUGUAUGUUGAUGAAUCAAAUUGUGGAUACAAGGACUUUAAUGUGAUGAGAACCUAUGAUGUCCAACCAUUCUCAUUUGUCUAAAACCCUGGAGGUUGGAAUGAAGGUCCCCAGGAGAUGCCUGCAGGAGGUUCCCAGAAAAAGUGCAAGGAACUAUUGGAUGGAAGAUGGAGGUAGCAGGUUCAUUGUACAGUUAAGUAACGUAUUUGAUCUGUCAUUUUGUAGUUAAUAAAAAAAAGAAGAGAAAAGAUAGUACCAUUACUUGUUGGGUACACCCUUGUAUAUUAUUACAAUUCUUGGCUUUACUGUAUUGACUAGCUUGACCUCUAGGUUGACUUGGCAAGUAAUGAAGAGAUGUAUUUCAUAUGAUUAGAAGUCAAGAAGAAUAAAGGAAAAAAGGGAUCAAUCAUCCGGUUUGCUACUUUCA